AGGCGCGCCUGUGGAUUUUAUUGCCUUUUUGCUGCCUUCUUUUACACGGUCUUUUUACAUGCUGAGGACCCUUCUCCCCUUUCUCUCGUCCCCCUGCAUUAUUUUAAUUUAUCAUUUGUCAUAGUCCAAUCGAUCCCAUCCUAGCUAUCGAUAUCAUUUCCCCGACGUUUUCCUCGAAUUUGCAGGAAAACACACCUGGACCAUGAUCUGAGAAGGGCACGAGGACAGAACCCGUACCAUGUUACGACGGAUUAUCCGUCCCGCACGACGACUGCCACUUUGGCUGGUACUUACUGUCGCUGGGCCUUUUAUUUUCGAAGUUGUCGUACACCAAUGGCAAUAUAGCGUGCCACGACCGGCGAGCGAGCUCGAUGCACCCUUUUUCACCUCGUGCCAGGAGCCCGACGUCAGCGCAAAACGAGAAAAUGCGGCCUUAGUAAUGCUUGCGCGGAAUAAUGAACUAGAGAAGGCCAACAGGACGGUUACCUCGAUAGAACAGCAAUUCAACAGGUGGUUCAACUAUCCUUACGUAUUCCUAAACGAUGAGAAAUGGGAUCCCGACUUCAUAGAGGUUCUAAAUAAAACUGCCCGAGGACUAGCCACCUUUGAUGUUAUACCGCAGGCGCAAUGGACGUUCCCCGAAGGUGUAGAUAUAGAUGCGGCGAAGCUAAAUAUUAAGGAGCAAGGAGAAAGGGGUAUUCCGCAUGCUGGGGAAGAAGGGUACCACCAUAUGUGUCGCUUUUAUUCGGGCAAAUUUUAUCAGCUCGAUGUGCUGAAGAAGUACAAGUGGUAUUGGCGGCUCGAACCCGACGUCGAUUUUACCUGCGCGAUUACGUACGAUCCCUUUGUACAGAUGGCACGACAUAAAAAGGUCUACGGGUUUACGAUUGCGUUAUGGGAAGUGGGAAAGUCGUGCCCGGGUUUAUACCGCUCGAUCGCCGACUGGAAGGAGAUGAUGGGUAUUCCCACGACUAGCCUCUGGAAGGCUACGGUAUCAGCUUCAUGGAUGCCGUACCCAUUCCGGCGAUUCAUGAGCUGGCUGCCGAAUCGCGAUGCGUAUGGUGAUGGGUGGAGUCUGUGCCACUACUGGAGCAACUUCGAGAUCGCCGAUAUGGAUUUCUUCCGAACAAGGGCGUACCAGGACCUCUUCGACUAUCUAGAUAAGAAGGGAGGCUUUUACUUUGAGCGGUGGGGUGAUGCGGCAGUGCACUCUCUUGCCAUAGCAAUGCUUGCAGAUCCGCGAAAGGUACACCAUUUCGAGGAUUUCGGAUAUCGACAUGCUCUCCUAUAUCAAUGUCCGGCCAACGCGCCAGGCGGACAACUCCCCGAGUCACAGCUAUUGGGGAGCGGAACGUGGGCGGCGGAGGAAGAUAACGGUAUCGGGUGCCGUUGCGAGUGUCCCGGGCCAUCGCCGAGGAAUUAUGGCUCGUACUGUCUGAAUAAACUAAAGCAGCCUACUACCGUAAAACGGCCGUGGUUCGCGUCGUUUCUAUAGUAUAGAAUACCGUGGCGGCCGUCGACGGUUGCUGGGAUUAGCAUUCUGGCUGUCUAUAUCUAUUGUUACUUCUUCCUCUCGAAUUUC
Messenger RNA from Daldinia vernicosa, 1582 nucleotides. Its product is annotated as glycosyltransferase family 15 protein. Gene Ontology annotation, biological process: protein N-linked glycosylation; cell wall mannoprotein biosynthetic process. Gene Ontology annotation, molecular function: alpha-1,2-mannosyltransferase activity. The record is from RefSeq and is a predicted model, not a curated record. The transcript is spliced from 3 exons. Lineage: Eukaryota; Fungi; Ascomycota; Sordariomycetes; Xylariales; Hypoxylaceae. Gene Ontology annotation, cellular component: membrane; Golgi apparatus. Bases 239 to 1495 code for a protein of 418 amino acids.